Messenger RNA from Cladophialophora immunda, 2170 nucleotides. RefSeq lists its product as uncharacterized. Bases 334 to 2025 code for a protein of 563 amino acids. Gene Ontology annotation, cellular component: membrane. Gene Ontology annotation, molecular function: amino acid transmembrane transporter activity. The record is from RefSeq and is a predicted model, not a curated record. Gene Ontology annotation, biological process: amino acid transmembrane transport. Lineage: Eukaryota; Fungi; Ascomycota; Eurotiomycetes; Chaetothyriales; Herpotrichiellaceae. The transcript has 3 exons.
AGGCUGGAACAGCAAAACGGGGAUGCCGUGGACUGAGUUUGCAGAGCCACGAAGAGGAGCUUCAGAUGGCCUCCACAGAGCCUAGCCUUUCCUGUUCAUUGCACGUUUCCGUCGCCUCGCGGUGGCCAGGGGACUAGAAUCCCACAGGGUGAAGAUCCUGGUCACAUCGUGGAGAUGCCCGCAACUGCCACUGCUCGGUUUGCAACGGCGAUUCGGCAGUCAACAUGAACGACUAUACCGUCUGUGGUUCUUAUCUAUGGUCGCAUAUAUAAGGUACCUCGCAGGUCCCGGUCCGAAAUCGACCCCCAUCAGCACAUACCCAACCUGACCGCGAUGGACACCAAGACGGACAGCAAGCAGAUCCGUGAGGGUGAGGCGGUCGUCGUCUCCGAAGCGCCGCAAGAGGGCGACCUUUAUGAGCGGCGACUAUCUGUUACAGAAUGGGCGAAAUACCGUCAGACAAAGCGAGGUCUCACGCCUCGUCAUGUUCAAUUGAUGGCGAUCGGUGGGAGUAUAGGUACCGCGCUUUUCGUGGGUAUCGGUGGCAGUCUGAAAAACGCUGGCCCACUUUCACUUGUAUUGGGCUACCUCUUCUGGGGCCUCCUCUUCAUCUGGCCAUCCUACCUACUCGUCGCCGAGAUGCUUGCAUGGCUACCUGUCCGAGGCACCAUUUUCGAGCUUGCUGGUCGAUACGUGGACCCUGCCCUAGGAUUCGCCAUGGGCUGGACCUACUUCUUCGCCGGGGCAAUGCUUGUGUGCACUGAGUACGCCUCUGUCGCCACAGUCAUGACAUACUGGAACACCAGCGUCAAUGCCGCGGUGUGGGUGACCAUGGCGCUGGUGGUCUGCGUCUUCUUCAAUCUCGUGGCUGUCAGAUGGUACGGCGAAUCGGAAUUCAUCAUGGCCUCCACCAAAAUCCUCCUUCUGAUGGGGUUGAUCCUCCUUACGUUCAUCACCAUGGUCGGCGGGAAUCCGAAACAUGAUGCCUACGGCUUCCGCUACUGGAAACACGGGUUGGCCAUGCACCCAUACUACACCACCGGUGCCACGGGACGCUUUCUCGGCUUCUGGAGUGUUGUUCGAUAUGCCGCGUUCACCAUCUCCGGCCCGGACUUGAUCUCUCUCGCAGCAGGCGAGAUCCAAAAUCCGCGGAGGACCAUCCCCCGUGCCGCUCGGCUCGUCUUCUACCGGCUGGUGGGCUUCUACGUGGUGGGUGUCCUCUGCGUCGGGAUCAUCUGCUCGUCCCGAGAUGCUCGAUUGAUCAGCGCCAUCAACGACGGGAAAGCCGGUUCGGCCGCCUCGCCAUGGGUGCUGGGGAUCCAGAACUUGGGCAUCACGGGCCUGCCCAGCUUCAUCAACGCCCUCAUUCUUCUGUCCGGCCUCUCGUGCGGCAACGCUUAUCUUUACUCCACCAGCCGGACGCUCUACUCGCUUGCCCGGGACGGCCAGGCGCCCAAGUUCUUGAUGAAGUGCACCAAAUCGGGGAUCCCGACUUACUGUGUCCUCGUGGUGACGGUCAUCUCGUUGAUCACCUACCUGGUCGCCUCCAACGCGGCGGUGACGGUCUUCUACUGGUUCAUCUGGCUGUGCACGAUUGCGUUUGUCCUCACCUACACAUGCAUGCUGUGGACCUACCUGGGCUGGUACCGCGCGCUCAAGGCCCAAGGAGUCGACCGCAACACGCUUCCGUACAAGGCGCCCUUCGCCCCGUACACGGCGUACAUGGCCAUCGUCGUCGGCUGCGUCGUCAUGCUGUUCAUCGGCUUCGACUGCUUCGUGCCGUGGAGCACGCAGGGUUUUAUCACCAACUACUUUGGCCUCGCCUACGGCAUCUUCAUGUACUUCUUCUGGAAGGUGAUCAAGCGCACCAAGUUCGUGGACCCCAAGACGUGCGACAUCUGGAGCGGUAAGGCGGAGAUCGACGAGGAGUGCAAGAUCUGGGAGGAGGGCGGAUUCGAGGAGGUCGAGAAGGCCCGGCUGGCGCAGAUGAACAUCUUCCGGAGGACCUGGGAGAAGAUUUGGUGAGAGGGGAGCGAGCCGCGGGCCGAUUUUCCUACCAGCCUUCCUUUUUCGUUCGAGAAAUGCAAAAAUGUAUUACCUCGUAUGUGGCGAGUCAAUCUGCUGCCGUAAGGGUGGUCAACCCUUUCAACUCAUACGUGGACAUCACAUU